Messenger RNA from Podospora anserina S mat+, 609 nucleotides. RefSeq lists its product as uncharacterized. Lineage: Eukaryota; Fungi; Ascomycota; Sordariomycetes; Sordariales; Podosporaceae. Bases 1 to 609 code for a protein of 202 amino acids. The transcript has 3 exons. The record is from RefSeq and is a predicted model, not a curated record.
AUGCCGACUCAGUACAUUGCAGAGGUCAACCAGUCCAAGGAGGACCGUGACAAGUUGCGCCAGAAUGAGUACUUGCUUCAGGUCGCGAAAGCUGUUGCAACCGGGGGCAAGCCUGAGUUCAAUGUUUGGACGACGACAUACGGACUCAACUGGGCCACCGACAUGCCCUCCCCUGGCUCGAUUGUCCCGUACAGCUGCACCUGGCAGAAGUGUGACCUGGGUUCUUCUUACACCCUCGACAAGGACGGCGAUUGGUCUGCCAAGCAGGAAAAUCCCAACGCAAAGCCCGACUCACUAAACUUUGCCUCCAAUGACUACGCAGUUGCAGUUCAUAUCCUGGUUGGUGUUCAAGACCCAGCUUCCAAGAAGUGGACUCCGAUCUGGGUUGGCAAGAACAUGCUCCUCAAGGGCGCCCACGGAGAAUACCAACUCAUUGAGACCGUCAACAUUUGGUAUCAGCAAGGCGAUCAGACAGCGACCAUGAUUUCCACCAAGGCCACAUCAUUUCAGUCGUACGACAUGCCGGGUGCGCGCCCCGUUUACUUUUCCUAUGAUGCCGUCAAAGGAAAAUGGCGUACCCCUGAUGACCAGCCGUUCGAGUUCCCUUGA